AUGACACGAUACACCGGCGCGGAAGCUCUUCAGCUCGUCCUGGACAGUGACGAAGAGUUCACAUUUUCCUCAGAAGAAGAGCGGGACUCCGACGAUGAGCGUUUGUAUUUUGAAGAGCGACUUGAUCCAGCCAUGGAUACAAUUUCGGAUGACUAUAAAGAUGAUGGUGAUCAUCAGACACCUGUUGCAAAGAGGGCCAAGACAAACAUUCAAACAAGCAACAAGCAGUCCACUCUGUCAUGGAAAACAGAGACUGACAUUGAUCUGGUUCCACAGACUCUGAGAUUCCUGCCAGCACAGGAACCUGGACCACAACUGAGACCUGCUGACACACACACUCCUCAGAGUCUCUUCAAAGUGUUUUUUUCUGAGAAUGCAGUGUCAAAUCUGUGCCACAACACCAAUGCUCAGGCUGCUGGUGCAAUUGAAAAGGGCCGCAAAUUUAAAUGGACUGAUGUCAGCAUCAGUGAGAUGUACCGCUACAUUGGGCUGGUGUUUUACAUGGCCAUGGUGAAGAUGAGCUCCAUCAAGGACUACUGGCGGCAAGACAGUCUUUUCUCUUUGCCUUUUCCUGCCACAAUCAUGACAAGAGAGAGAUACCGCACCAUUUCAUGGAAUGUGCACAUGAGUCACCCAGAUGCAGAUAAGGAGAAUGACAGAAAGAGGGGCACACCUGAACAUGACCGUCUUUUCAGGGUCAAACCUCUCAUGGACACUAUCCGUCAUGCUUGUAAAGCCAUUUAUCAUCCUAGAAGAAACUUAGCUGUGGAUGAAAGAAUGGUGGCAUGCAAAGCACACACAGGCAUGACACAGUACAUGAAAGCUAAGCCAACCAGAUGGGUUUUCAAGUUGUUUGUUCUUGCAGACUCCUCGAAUGGAUACACUUUGGACUUUUCUGUGUACACAGGAAAGAACAACUUUCCCACAGGCCAUGGACUGUCAUAUGAUGCUGUAACAUCUCUUUUAGACUGUAAAGUUUUAGGCUCUGGGUACCAUGUGUACAUGGACAAUUUUUACACAAGCCCAAAGCUCCUAAAAGACUUGUUUGCAAUGAAGUUUGGUGCAUGUGGUACUUACAGGGACAACAGGAAGGACUGCCCACGUGAUACAACUAAUUCACUCUCAAAAAAAUCUGCCAGGGGAUCCAUCAGGUGGAUUCGGGAUGGACCUCUUGUAUUUGUGAAGUGGAUGGACACACGUGAGGUAUCUGUCUGUUCCACCAUUCAGUCUGCUUAUACUGGUGAGACUGUGCAGAGGAGGGUGAAAACGCAAGAUACAUGGAGGACAAUGACAUUUCCAUGUCCUGCACCUGUGACUGCCUACAACAAACAUAUGGGUGGUGUUGACCUGUCCGAUCAACUCUUACAGUACUACACUGCACAACACAAAACAAUGAAGUGGUACAGAAAGAUCUUUCUACACUUCUUGGACAUUGCUGCCACCAAUGCUUUCCUAAUCCACAAAGAGUUAUGUGGUAACAUGACCCAUAAACAGUUCAUGGAACAGCUUAUUGCAGAGCUCUGUGGUGUGUCACAGAAAGUAGCACCAAAACAAACCAGUAGUGACCAUGUGCCGGUUCCAGGCGCUGAGCUGAGCUCAGAUGCAACGAACAUUUGCACAGUUGGUCGCAAGAUCUGUGUGCUUUGCAAAGGACAGCUUGGUAAAUGCAGGACACACCUUGGAAAUGCCAGGCAUGUAAUGUUCACUUGUGUCUUCAGUUGA
Rhinichthys klamathensis goyatoka is the source of this 1722-nucleotide messenger RNA. RefSeq names its product piggyBac transposable element-derived protein 4-like. The record is from RefSeq and is a predicted model, not a curated record. The coding region runs from base 1 to 1722 and encodes 573 amino acids. Lineage: Eukaryota; Metazoa; Chordata; Actinopteri; Cypriniformes; Leuciscidae. The transcript has 2 exons.